CCUUAUGAAUGUACACAGUGUGGAAAGGCUUUCACACAGAGAAGUCAUCUUGCUGCACAUCAGAGAAUCCACACUGGCGAGAAACCUUAUGAAUGUACACAGUGUGGAAAGUCUUUCACAUGGAGGGUCGAUCUUACUGUACAUCAGAGAAUCCACACUGGAGAGAAACCUUAUGAAUGUACACAGUGUGGAAAGGCUUUUACGCGCAGACGUGAUCUUGCUUCACAUCAGAGAAUACACACUGGAGAGAAACCUUAUGAAUGUACACAGUGUGGAAAGAGUUUUAGACACAGGUGCAGUUUUGUUGCACACCAGAACAUGCACACUGGAGAGAAACUUUAUGAAUGUACACAGUGUGGAAAGGCUUUCACUCGGAGGGGCGAUCUUACUGUACAUCAGAAAAUCCACACUGGAGAGAAACCGUAUGACUGUACACAAUGUGGAAAGGCUUUUACACAUAGAUAUUAUCUUGUUAUCCAUCAGAGAAUCCACACUGGAGAGAAACCUUUUGAAUGUAAACAAUGUGGAAAGACUUUUUCACAUAGGAGCAAUUUUGGUACACAUCAAAGGAUUCACCAUAGUGAGAAACACGAAUGUACACAAUGUGGAAAGGCUUUCCUACACAGGGCAAGUCUUGCUGCACACCAGAACAUCCACACUGGAGAGAAACUUUAUGAUUGUACACAGUGUGGAAAGGCUUUCACAUGCGGGGAAAAUCUUGCUAAGCAUCAAAGAAUCCACACUGGAGAGAAACGUUUUGAAUGUAAUAAAUUUGGAUAG
Molecule: messenger RNA, 780 nt
Organism: Gracilinanus agilis (Agile Gracile Mouse Opossum)
Lineage: Eukaryota; Metazoa; Chordata; Mammalia; Didelphimorphia; Didelphidae
Product: zinc finger protein 2-like
Exons: 1
Biological process (GO): regulation of transcription by RNA polymerase II
Cellular component (GO): nucleus
Molecular function (GO): DNA-binding transcription factor activity, RNA polymerase II-specific; RNA polymerase II transcription regulatory region sequence-specific DNA binding
Source: RefSeq, a predicted model, not a curated record